GACUAGCAGCGCUGUCUUGCGGAAAAAGUUGGUAUAAUAAUUUUUGUGGCAACCUCCCCUGAAGAUCGGCGGCUAGGAUUUUGUAUUUUUGUGUGAUUUUGUUGAAAAAAAUGCCUCCAAAACGGAGGAGUAGCCGGAAUGAACAGCAGGCUGAUCGUGACAAUUUCCUGCAAACAUUUGAGAAACCCACACAGAUUUAUCGGUAUUUGCGGGCCAGGAAUCGGCUUUCGCCGAUAUUCCUGCAUCGGACACUGACUUAUAUGCCUCAGAGGAUGUCGAGGACGCACAAGAGACGCUCAACGUUCAGUGUGGAUUCUCUGCUGACGGAAAAGCUAAAGAGUAUCAAGAGAGCCAAUUGUCCGGAUGACUAUUUGUCUCUGGUGUUUAUGGGAUUUUUUGAGAAGGCCGUGGAUUCAUCCACGGCCGUUGGUUCUGAGUGUGUUCGUGUGGAAACGAUGCUCUUGAAGAUCUCACACAAGAAGCGCAAGGACAGUUCUUCGUCCAUCCUGAAGACACUGGGUGUGUCUGAGGUGACUGUGGGUUCAUCGGUGAACCAGAAAGUGCCCGUGAUGAGCCUGUCGACGGAUAUGUUUGACUCUGAAGAGGGACAAGUUACUCAUAUCUUGCUUUUUCGCAUCCAAACUCUCAAUGGUAUCAAGGAUUCCCAGCUCUAUGGGACAGAAAUGACCAUUUUUGACAAAUACGGCCGAUGCCUUCUCACUGAGGGAGAGUACCAAUUGACCCUGCAGGAGAUUAAUCAUCCCCCCGUGGCGGUAAAUGGUAAAUCGCCCAGGAAGUAUUCUUCAUGGGAGAAUUUGGCUAUAAUCACAUCAGAUCCAUCAGGCAUUGAAGAUUGCUUCGAUAAAGCUCCCAUUCUCAAAUUCAUGCUCUACUGGACAGAGAAGCCUCAUACGGGGAUCAUGGAUUCCGCUGAGAUGUCUCAAUUGUCCAAGAAUCACGAUAUGUCCAACAAGGAGAAUGAUCCGGGAGUUUUGGGGCACAAUAACAAUAAUUUUCAGACACCCACGGCCAAGAGUCAUCGAUUGGCCAUAGCCAAUGGACACAAUAUCUUUGGGAUUCCGGAGAAUAAGCUCCAGAUCGCCUUUCAGUUCAUCUACAAUAACAUUUCCCGCCAGAGCACCGAACCAUCGCCGUCACUCGAGUGUCCGUGGUGUCAUGUCAAUUGCAUGAGCCUCUAUUCCCUGCUGAAGCACCUGCAGCUUUGUCAUGCUCGGUUCUGCUUCAACUUCGUGCAAGUGGGCAAUGUGGCCAGGAUCGAUGUAAGCAUCAAUGACAGCUUCGAUGGCUCCUACAUGGGUUCUCCGCAUGAUCUCGUGGGUCCAGCGGGUUUCGCCUUUACCCGAUCCGGACCAGUGCGACGCACCUCAGUCACUCACAUUUUGGUCUGUCGUCCCAGGCGUCUCAAGCCCUCCCUGAGUGAAUUUGUUGAGCUGGAGGAGAAUGAGAUCAAUGGGCAGCGACCCUACAUCACUGGACACAAUAGGCUCUAUCAUCAUACGAUGACGUGCCUUCCGGUGCAUCCCAAGGAGCUGGACAUUGACUCCGAGGGCGAAUGCGAUCCACCGUGGCUGCAGAAGAAGACCAUGCAGAUGAUUGAUGAGUUCACGGACGUCAAUGAGGGCGAGAAGGAACUCAUGAAGCUCUGGAACCUCCACGUCAUGAAGCAUGGCUUUGUCGGAGACUGCCAAAUACCUUUAGCGUGUGAUAUGUUUGUGGAACUGAAGGGACGUGAGAUCCUCAAGAAGAAUCUCUAUCGCAAUUUUGUCCUGCACAUGUGUUCAUUGUUCGACUAUGGACUCGUGGCGCCGGAUUCUUUCUACAAGACUAUGCAGAAGCUCCAGAAGAUUCUCAGUGACUAUCACGAUGGCAAGCAGAUGCUUACGGAGGCGCGUCGUGAGCAUUUGACGUAUUGGAAUAAGUUUGGUGUUCAGAGGCAUAUUCAGCUGCAGAUGUUGCCCAAGGAGGAGCGAAAGGUCGGUGAUGGAGGAGGUGGUAAGGUGAAAGAGAGCAAGGAGAAUGUUAAGGAUACAAAGGACAAAGAUUCCUUCCCUAAGCCCAAAACGGAAUGUCGUGGAGUGGCCAUAAAGUCAGCAUCGAAUGUUACGGUGUCGCAGAAGCGUAAAGUAGCAGCUGGUUCGAGGGCCAAUGGACACGAGGACAGUGGCAAGAGGAAGUUCUCCGAAAGAGAUGAACCUGCGUCACCGCCACGACGUCGAAGUUCGGGCUCGACGUGGACAACGGCCGGAGGGGCGGAAAAACGGGCCAGAAUGGAGUUGAACAGGAGAAAGUCCCUCGGAGGUACGAAUACCUCAAAAACACGAUUGUCGGUGUCACUUACCAAAGUCGAUAGGGAAUUGGGAAGCAGAAAAUGAUUUUGUGAGAAAUUGUUCAUCAAUCGCCUUCGAGACACUAUUUAUUAUUUCUAAACUAUUUUUUCAACGUGUAGAA
Messenger RNA from Phlebotomus papatasi, 2469 nucleotides. It is a transcript of the gene Su(z)12, whose product is annotated as polycomb protein Su(z)12. Bases 111 to 2393 code for a protein of 760 amino acids. Gene Ontology annotation, cellular component: nucleus; ESC/E(Z) complex. Lineage: Eukaryota; Metazoa; Arthropoda; Insecta; Diptera; Psychodidae. The record is from RefSeq and is a predicted model, not a curated record. The transcript has 5 exons. Gene Ontology annotation, molecular function: chromatin DNA binding.